Messenger RNA from Trematosphaeria pertusa, 3059 nucleotides. RefSeq names its product TPR-like protein. The transcript has 3 exons. NCBI's taxonomy places the organism in Eukaryota, Fungi, Ascomycota, Dothideomycetes, Pleosporales, Trematosphaeriaceae. Gene Ontology annotation, biological process: protein phosphorylation. The coding region runs from base 25 to 2889 and encodes 954 amino acids. Gene Ontology annotation, molecular function: ATP binding; protein binding; protein kinase activity. The record is from RefSeq and is a predicted model, not a curated record.
GUUCUCAGAAGGACUGCUUGCAUCAUGCAGGAGCCAUACUCGUUAUCAUAUCAGGGCCCGCCCGCCGGAGGAGCCUCUUCCACUCUUUUCGGGGGAAAUGAUUUCUUCACUUCGGAAAUCCGGAAGAGUGCUAGGCAAGGCCGCCCGCGGUACGAUUUCUUGUCUUUUCUCGAGGCGGCGCAACAAAACGACGUAGAUUUUCUUGCCAUCACCUGGCAAGAUGCUCUCGACGUUCUCGGCAAAGGUGCCACGGCAGAGGUCCGACAGUCGCUCGUCAAUUUGCAGAUGAGCUUUGCCUUCAAGCGCCCGCUGUCCCACUAUACUUCGGUCGACGAGGAUGCCCUUUACGGCUGGCUCGUUCGUGAAGCCACAAUCUUGCGGCAUCCAGCCGUCCGACGUCACAGGAAUUUGUUGGAUCUAGAGGGCGUGUGCUGGGACCCUUCAGUGUCCGAUAAGUCUUUACGGCCGGUGCUUGUUUUCAAGCGAGCAGAAUACGGAGAUUCGCGCGAGUUCAUGGCAAGUGAAGAAGGCCAGGCGAUGAGUUUGGCGGACCGGAUGUCUUUUGCGAGCGACGUCAUUGACGCUGUGAUCUCUCUCCAUAAAGCCACACAGAAAGACAUUAUACAUGGAGACAUAAAGCCACAAAAUGUCCUUGCCUUCAAGGAUGAAGACGGAUCGCCGUUCCCUCGAGUCUCAGAUUUUGGAUACUCGUCCCUAGUCCUCGCGCAAGAUGGCUCCGCAGCCUUACCCGUGUCUCGGCCGUGGAACGCUCCAGAAGUCGUGCACCACGCACGCAUUUGGUCGUUUGAUGAAGCAAAAGGGGCUGAUGCAUACUCCCUAGGCUUGCUCUGUCUAUGGUUGCUGUUUGGCGACAAGCUAAAUGCCGAAUAUGGCACAGGCGAUGAAGAACUGUUCUUCUCCGAACACGGAAUUAAUCUUGUCCAGCAGUGGAAGAAAGACGGACAGGUGGUCCGAAUUGCUACUCGAAUGGUCAGCAUUGAGGGAAGCAUGGCUGAAACCGAGCGGGAGGCUUGGCAGUCCUUCUUCGAAGCUGCAUUCAUGCAAGAUGGGCUCGCGCGAUCUGUAGUGUUCAUCACAUCGCGGGAAGCCUCCGAAGGCCAGCCCUGGGCUCAUCCUUCUAUGGACGUACACGCAGGUAGUUCGGUUCAGCAUGUUCCCACGGCGCCGCCGAGAGACUUCAGAAUCACCUCCGACUUCUUACAGCUGGUGCUGUCCCACUAUCGACUACGUCGGCUCAUCAGAGACGGCCUGGAAGAGCGCGCUGAGCAUGUGGUCCAUGUGGAAAUCCGGAGAAAUGCUGCGUUCCAGUUAGCCGUCUGUUACUCUAUCGGAUUUGGUUGCCCGCGGAAUGAAACGGACGCUCAGAAGUGGCUCACGGUGUCCGGAAUGUCAAUGGGCCUGCUUUCCUCCACCAUAUCCGCGCUGAAAGCCGAGCAAGAUAUCAGUUACAAGAACGAGAGCAUUUCCCAGCUCGUCCGAAACGGAAAUUUGCAGAGCCUUGAGUAUGGGUUGGAGUAUCGUCAUGAGCCUUCUCUACAGCUAGUCGAAGAAGAAUACAACCGAGAGAUCAGUGAUCUCUCAGCGGCGUUAGGGUCUGAUCAUGCCGGAGUUCUGAACUUGCGCAUGAUCCUGGCCAGGCUGUUGAUUGAUCAAGGGCGCUUUCCUGAAGCGGAGCAGACAGUCAGGCAAACAUUGGGAGGGUACACGAGACGUUUCGGACCGGACCAUCAAGAGACCCUGCGUUGCAUCAAUGUUCUGGCAAACAUUCUGGAGCAGAACGAUAUAUUCAGUGAGUCAAAGACGUUGCAUCAAGAAGCUUUAGAACGACGGACCCAUCUUUUAGGUCCCAAUCACUUGGAGUCGUUGGAGAGUGCGCGACAACUUAGCGUCGUCUUGCAAGCGCUUGGGGAGUAUGAAGAGGCCGAGUCGAUGGCACUCCGAGAUUUAGAAGGCCGUAUGAGAGUACUAGGAGAGAGGCACCCCGAUGUCUACGAAAGUAUGGCCAACUUGGCCUCGAUUGUGCAAGACAUGGGCCGGUUAGAUGACGCGGUAGACUGGAACGAACGCGCGUUGCGGGGACGGAGGGACGUUCUGGGAAAUGAACACCCGCAGACUCAAGUCAGCAUCAGCAACCUAGCCUCGGCCUUGCAGGAAAUGGAGUCAUAUGAACGGGCCGAGGAACUCUUCCGCGAAGAUCUGGAACUCAGCAGACGUACCCUUGGGGACGAGCAUCUCGACACCAUAGCUUCCGUUAGUAACCUUGGUAACCUCUACAUUGACAUGAAAAGGUACCAAGAGGCCGAAGAGCUGACACGAGAGGCGCUGGCGAUGGGUGAAAAGGUACAAGGCCAUGACCAUUCAGCGACGCUCAUAUCGAGAAACAACUUGGCUCUAGUCUUAGAGAGGACAGAGCGGUAUGAGGAAGCAGAAGAGGUGUGGCGUGACGUCCUUCUCCGCAGAGAAAGACUAUUCGAGCCCAACAACCCCAUCAUAUCCACGAGUAUCAGCAAUCUCGCUCAAAACUAUGUCCACCAAGGCCGUCUCCAAGAAGCAAUGGAUUUGCACGAAAAAGUUUUACAGCUUAGGAAAGCUCAGUUGGGGGAAACCCAUAUCUUCACUCUAGAAUCCAUGGCCUACGUUGGUCACAUUUUAAGGGUAUGGCAUAGGUUCUCUGAAGCCGAGAAUCUAUUACGCACCGUUCUACGUACACGGAUCUCCAAGCUCGGCUAUGAUCAUUCCGAUACCUAUGAUGCGUUGGGAGCCUUAGUAAGUGUACUACAUGAUCAGGGAAAAGUGGGAGAAUCACAGGAGGAAUUUAAUCACUUUCUGGAAGCGCAAAGGGCUGAGGACUCGGAUGGAGGGGUCUAGUGCAUUCCUCAAGAAUUGAGUCAAUUUUCGUAGUGGCCCUCGAGUUCACUCCGUUACUUCAUCUUCCUCCAGUGUUCAUAUAGACUCCUACGAAAACCACGCGAUCAGGUCCACAGACAGCCUUUCUCUUAGCCUCAAGAUCCUACCACACAAGCCGGGCAACGGAUGGG